UCCAGGCUUUUAAAAAUAUUUGAUAGUGAUUUGAAGUGUCAGUUGUAGGGAAUGCUGCACAUUCGAGCGCGAGACGAUUUCGAAAGACUCAAAAACAAGUUAUAAAACUUGAAUUCAAUGCCAAGUGUUUUCAUAAAGUACAUUCGUCUAAAGCAAUUCUCGUUACGUUUUUUUAAUAAUGUCUUACAGAUACUUCCAUAACAACAGAUACUUGCUUUUGUUGUAGAGGCGAGUUGCGUUUAAAGAUGUUUCAAUGACCGCGUGUAUUUAGGAGCAAGUUUAAGAACAUCAGGAUGAAAAUGACAGGUCCCUCAAGUAGAUGUUGAAAACUUGUGCCAGUCAAGUCAUUGGACCAUGACAUCUAAAUCCCCCCCCUCUCAACUGUACCAACAGCAGUAUGGCAUGGUGUGGGCAUUUGGAAGUGGUCGCUGUCACUCCACCACAUGGUUUCACUUUCUAUGGAUGUUGUGGGUGGGGAUGAGUCCUGGCUCCUGGGCCUCACACCAGAACUUCCAUCCCCACUCCAUUAAAAUACCUGGAGACAUCACCCUGGGGGGCCUGUUCCCCAUCCAUGCCAGAGGCCCUCAUGGUCUGCCCUGUGGGGAGAUUAAGAAGGAGAAAGGCAUUCACCGCAUGGAGGCCAUGCUCUACGCACUGGACCAGAUCAACAGUGACCCUGAGCUGCUGCCUAACAUUACUCUGGGGGCUAGGAUCUUGGACACCUGCUCCAGAGACACCUAUGCACUGGAACAAUCCCUCACCUUCGUCCAAGCCCUCAUUCAGAAGGAUACCUCAGACAUACGAUGCUCAAAUGGAGAGCCACCAAUCAUCCGCAAGCCUGAGCGCAUUGUAGGGGUAAUUGGGGCUUCAGCCAGCUCUGUGUCCAUAAUGGUUGCCAAUGUGCUGCGUCUAUUUGAGAUUCCCCAGAUCAGCUAUGCAUCCACUGCCCCAGAAUUAAGUGACAAUAACCGGUACGACUUCUUCUCUCGUGUGGUUCCACCUGAUUCAUACCAAGCCCAGGCUAUGGUGGACAUAGUCAAAGCUAUGGGCUGGAACUAUGUGUCUACAUUGGCAUCAGAGGGAAGCUAUGGUGAAAGCGGAGUUGAUUCCUUUCAGCAGAUCUCCCGAGAGGCAGGAGGUCUGUGCAUUGCACAGUCUAUCAAGAUACCACGGGAACCAAAGCCGGGGGAGUUUGACAAAAUCAUUAACAGAUUGAUGGAGACUUCCAAUGCGCGGGGGGUCAUCAUCUUUGCAAAUGAAGAUGACAUCAAACGGGUUCUGGAGGCAGCGAAGAGGGCCAACCUCACAGGUCACUUCCUGUUUGUGGGUUCUGACAGCUGGGGUGCCAAGAGUUCCCCUAUUGUAGACCAGGAGGACGUGGCAGAGGGCGCCGUCACCAUCCUGCCCAAGAGAGCCUCUAUUGAAGGCUUUGACCAGUACUUCACCUCCAGAUCUUUAGAGAACAACCGCAGAAAUAUUUGGUUCGCUGAAUUCUGGGAGGACGAUUUCCGGUGUAAACUGACAAGACCAGGGAUCAAAAUAGACAGCGAAAAGAAAAAAUGUACAGGAGAGGAAAGGAUAAGUCGUGAUACUCCUUAUGAGCAGGAGGGGAAGGUGCAGUUUGUGAUCGAUGCUGUCUACGCCAUGGCCCAUGCCUUACACAGCAUGCACUUGGACCUGUGCCCUGGUGCCAAGGGGGUCUGUGACAAGAUGGAUCCUGUGGAGGGCAGAAUGCUGCUCAACUAUAUUCGUUCUGUGAAUUUUAAUGGCAGUGCAGGAACAGGAGUUCUAUUCAACGAGAAUGGAGAUGCACCAGGGCGUUACGACAUCUUCCAGUAUCAGAUGUCAAACACUACCAGUCCUGGAUACAGAGUCAUAGGUCAAUGGACAAACAAUCUGCGACUCAAUGUGGAGGAGAUGUAUUGGUCAGGUGGAGAACGACAAAUCCCUGACUCAGUGUGUAGUUUUCCCUGUAACCCUGGAGAGAGGAAGAAAAUGGUAAAGGGUGUACCAUGCUGCUGGCACUGUGAGCUGUGUGAUGGCUACCAGUACCAGCUGGAUGAGAUGACAUGCGAGACCUGCCCCUUCGACAUGCGUCCCACACCUAACCGGACAAGUUGCCUGCCCACGCCCAUCAUCAAGCUGGAGUGGCACUCCCCCUGGGCCAUAAUCCCUGUGUUCCUGGCCAUUUUUGGCAUCCUGGCCACUUCCUCUGUGGUCAUCACCUUCAUCCGCUUCAAUGACACUCCCAUUGUCCGGGCCUCUGGUAGAGAGCUCAGCUACGUCCUCCUGACAGGCAUCUUUCUCAUCUACCUCAUCACCUUUCUCAUGAUUGCAGAACCAGGAGCCAUAGUGUGUGCCUUUAGGCGGCUGUUGUUAGGCCUGGGUAUGGCAAUCACUUACUCUGCCAUGCUCACCAAGACGAACCGCAUCUAUCGCAUCUUUGAGCAGGGCAAGAAGUCUGUGUCGCCACCCAAGUUUAUCAGCCCCACCUCCCAACUGGCAAUCACAUUCAUCCUGAUCUCUGUACAGUUGCUAGGGGUGUUUGUCUGGUUUGCUGUGGUUCCACCCCAUACCAUCAUAGACUACGAGGAGCAGAGGCCUCCCAACCCGGAGAUGGCCCGGGGGGUCCUCAAGUGUGACAUGUCAGACCUGUCUUUGAUCUGCUGUCUGAGCUACAGCAUUGUCCUCAUGGUGACCUGCACCGUCUACGCAGUCAAGAGCAGAGGGGUGCCGGAGACCUUCAACGAGGCCAAGCCCAUAGGCUUCACCAUGUACACCACAUGUAUCGUUUGGCUGGCAUUUGUGCCCAUCUUUUUUGGCACGGCACAGUCUACCGAGAAGAUGUUUAUCCAGACCACCACAUUGACGGUCUCAAUGAGUCUGAGUGCUUCUGUGUCUCUGGGGAUGCUCUACGUACCUAAGGUUUAUGUCAUCCUCUUUCACCCGGAGCAAAAUAUCCAGAAGAGAAAGCGAAGCUUCAAGGCAGUCGUGCAGGCAGCCACCAUGUCAACUAGGCUCUCCCAGAAGUCCAAUGACAAGCAGAAUGGAGAGACGCAGAACAAGAUUGAGCCAGACAGAACACAGUAACAGAAGCUUGGCCAAAUAUUGAAAGAGGACUUAAACUACAAAGCAGAAGGCCUGACUUUGGGUACCAUACCUGACUGUGGGUACCAUACCCCAUUUUUCCUCUGGAAUUAAAUGGAAUGAAACAACAGGGUAAUGUAAACCCACUUCAAGAAGAACUCAAUUUUAUUUUAUUUAGUCAACAUUUGAAAGACCUCCACCAAAAGCACAUGGUGAUGAUGGUGAAGUGGACCCAUCUAAUUUCAACCAAUUGGAUUCACUUUGAAACAUCUGGACAGACACAGCAGCUAGCAAGAGGAAUGGACGAGGGAUUAAUAAGUCCCAAACAUAGUUACUGUUAAAUUAAUGUAAUUACACUUAUAUCUACUUGUUUUUAAUGCUGUGCUGUUUUAAUCCUUUUGCUCAAUAUUCUAUUUCUUAGAUUUUAGAACUUGCACUGGAGGAGAUGUUAUUUUUAUUGGAUCAGUUGUAACCAACCAACAUAUUAGCAUGGGUUGUUUUGUGUAAAAAUGUGUGUACAAAGCAUCUAAAAUGGAGCACUACUGGGAUGCUUAUAGGACGAUAGAAAUGACAUGCACCCCAAGUUAGAAAUUGACCUAAGUUACAGUUUUAGGCAAACUCCUCAGCAGUGAACAAAAUGCAGCUCUACUAUUUUGCUUCAUUUCUAAACAUAUGUUGUUUUGGAGGAAGAAAAAUAUAUUACGUGUAUCUUUUUGAAUAAUUUCUGUAUGUAUGUGGAAGUGAAAUGCAAAACUAUAGUGUAGACUGGAUCAAUAGUUAUUUAUCAAUUAAUUCAAUCAUUCAUCUUUUACAUUUUUGAAUAAGUCAUUUUUAUUUUAUCUUAAUAUGUAAUCUUCUAGAGUUUCACUUUAAUUUCAAAUUCUUUCCCUUUUCUUAUACACUUUGUACCACAUUAUCCAAAGAUUUACUGGAGGUUUAUCUAAACGGACCCAAUGUUAAAAAUAUAUAUGUAUAUUGUCUUCAAUUUAAAUUUGAUACAGAAUGCAAAUUCAUCUUUUCCUUUACCAACACCAUCAAUACAGCCUUAUUUAUUAAAAGGCAUAUACUAAUAUUAUUUUCUUUUUGUAUCAAGGAUCCUUGGGCAGUUCUGCGUAAACAAUGACAAAAAUAAUAAGAUUUAGAAGUAUUAUAGACUUUUUUUUUUAAAUAAUCAUGUUAAUAGGGCAUGUAUAAAGGCAAUGGCAGAAAACAUGCCUGAUGUACUUAUCAGUUUUCGUUAAUAAUAAUUGUGUGAUGCAUUUGAGAGCAUGCAUAGGAUCUUCAAGCCCAUUAGCUGUAAGAUCUAGUGCUUAAGAAUAUUCCUUCACAGAAAAUUCAAGAAUGAAAAGUAGACAUCCUGGCUCCCAUGUAAAAUCAAGUCAUCACUGAUAUAGUGCAAAGCACAGCAUAUUUUCUGUUACAGUUGUCAUUUAUUCUUCAAGAAACGUUGUAUCUUUGCAUAUACAGCACCACUCAAAAGUCCAAAGUUUUGACUGGUACUGUAUAUGGAUGUUCACAGGUGACAAUUUGCUUGAAUAAGCGCAUCUAACAUGUCAUAUAAUUGAAAAGGAAACAAUGUUCGUUGUUUAUGACAGAACUAUUUAUUUGAAGUUUCUCUCCUAUUACCAGAAGGAACAUGGUGAAUUUUUUAAAUGUCAUUCGUGCUCACACAGGUGAAAUUAGGCCUGACAACUACUUUAUAUUUGGGUGAAUGUUCAUAAGACUUUACAGUUCAGACUAGUUCACCACGUCUAUGUAAUGGUGGACAGAAUUCAUGACAUUGAUAGUCUAUUAUGGUUGUUACUUCUAGGAUUAAAAAUUAUAUUAUGUAUGCUAAAGAAAUGUUUUUUGUUUAAACUUAAAGCAUUCACCGCAGGAUCAUCAUACUUACAUCAGACAAUAAUUUGGUCAUGCAAUCAAUGCAUUUAGAUAAUUAAAUGUUCAAUACAUAUAAAGGUUCCCUGCUCUCUACAUACAGUCCCAAGUAUAGGAGGUUUCAUUAUUUAUGUAAACUUUGUUUGGUGCUAACACCUAUUAUUUAUCCAUGUGCUUAUUAAUGUAUGAUAACGUACUGUACUUUAUUAACUUAGACAAUACUGUUUUAUGUUAGUAUCUAUCUGACACUAGCAUUGCUUUUCCUGCAUUAAAGAUUCCAUCAAAAUGAUUUAUUGCAUAUUUUGUAAGGUAUAGUCUUGGGCUAUAAAUCUGAUAUAACACCAUUAGUGAUUCCAAAUAAGGCAUUGGGGAGAACCCCUUAGUUACUUAAACAUGCAAAGACUGCAUCGUUCAACUGUAAAUGAAAGUCAGGUGUUUUAUCUUAAUUUUAAAGGACAAUAUUGUACAUUUCACACUGUACCAUAUGGAUAGUUCCUGGACAGAUACUGGGAUCUGGGAAUAAAGGUAUUAUUUUCAAUGUAUGCGUAU
Messenger RNA from Esox lucius (northern pike), 5511 nucleotides. RefSeq names its product glutamate receptor, metabotropic 6a (gene grm6a). The coding region runs from base 355 to 3090 and encodes 911 amino acids. NCBI's taxonomy places the organism in Eukaryota, Metazoa, Chordata, Actinopteri, Esociformes, Esocidae. The record is from RefSeq and is a predicted model, not a curated record. Gene Ontology annotation, biological process: G protein-coupled glutamate receptor signaling pathway; regulation of synaptic transmission, glutamatergic. The transcript has 12 exons. Gene Ontology annotation, molecular function: adenylate cyclase inhibiting G protein-coupled glutamate receptor activity. Gene Ontology annotation, cellular component: membrane.